Cladophialophora bantiana CBS 173.52 is the source of this 828-nucleotide messenger RNA. RefSeq lists its product as uncharacterized. Bases 1 to 828 code for a protein of 275 amino acids. The transcript has a single exon. The record is from RefSeq and is a predicted model, not a curated record. Lineage: Eukaryota; Fungi; Ascomycota; Eurotiomycetes; Chaetothyriales; Herpotrichiellaceae.
AUGCACUACGGAAUCCCUCUCGGUGUACCACCAUGGGGCGAACAAGAAUCUCUGGUCUGGUUCACUCUCGUUUUGGAACCACGAGUUACGGGAAGCGAAAGUCGCUGGGGGCCAGUGGAGUUUGAUUUUUCUACGCCGGAACCUGUACUGCGACUAGCAGAUCCCAACAGCCCUACAGAAGAACCACAGCACGCCUUGCCCUCUUGGAGCUGGUACUCACUGACAGAGCCUAAGUUUUAUGCGAUUGACAGCGCCGAGAAAAUCAAAAAGCAGAUGAUCUCGCUCCUUGACGAGGAGGGCGUGCGGAACGUUAAUCAUGUAACGCAAGGCUCCAGAGAAAGAUUUCCUGACGCUGGAUUUUUGUCAGACCCUCUAGCCAUGAAUGAAGACAUCACCAGGACUAGCCCGGAAGAUUCGACGGACGUUGUGCAACAAGUUCUCGCUGAUUCAGCGUAUUGCGACAUGGUCAAAACUCACCAGAGAACGCUUUCCAGUGGCGUUUUGCUCCUGGUGAGUAACAUGGUCCGUGUGCAGCUAGACGAGGAUUUUGCAAACUGGUCCCUGAACAUACUCGGAAACCCCCUGGAACGUCUAGGUAUCGGCUCCAUUCCCAGGUCCGUGUGGGAUAAAUUGGAUGUCGAUGUAAAAGGUCUUUUAUCUCAUGUAGCUAGCUCCCCUCGAAUCUACCAACUUGGCCUUGGGCUGCAGGUACUGUCAACCAUCCUGCGCAACAUUCUCCUUUCAAGCUAUGCUACAAGUCGUUCGGCGGUGUUUACAGGGAAGACUUCGACCUUACCUGCUGGCGAGUACCUCCAAUUCAGGGUGUGA